Molecule: messenger RNA, 1152 nt
Organism: Alternaria arborescens
Lineage: Eukaryota; Fungi; Ascomycota; Dothideomycetes; Pleosporales; Pleosporaceae
Exons: 1
Coding region: 1-1152 (383 amino acids)
Source: RefSeq, a predicted model, not a curated record
AUGGUGACUCCAAAGGACCAUUUGCCUGGUCCCAUCUCUGACGAUGCAAUUAACCAGCUUCUCUUAUCGUUGGGCCUUCCCAAGGCUUUUAACAUCGUAUCGCCCGAAGUCGCCGCCGAAUAUCACUCCAUCUACAUGAUAACCGUGCCCCAGAACACGAAGAUCUCGUAUGAAAAGCUCGUACUACGCGUCUCUGGACAGCAUCUUCCCAGAAUCAAAACAGAAAACGAAGUCGCCGUGAUGACCUGGGUCAAGCAAAACACGAGUAUACCCAUACCAGAUCUUGUAGCAUUCGAUGCUAGUACUACCAAUGCAAUCGGCCACGAGUACACACUUUUGUCGCUGAUCGAAGGUACGGCACUCAGCGAGAAGCAUCGAUCCUUGACCGAAGCUCAAAUAAGUUCGAUUCUGGAUCAGUUGGCAGACUAUCUUAAUCAGUUGCACACACAUCCAUGGGACACCAUCGGAGGUCUCCGCCUCAAUGGAGCUGGGGCAGCUAUUUUGGGUCGAAUCGUGGACGAGACGUUCUGGCAAGCUCCCGAAAUGAAGAAGCUGUGGCCAGCGGAAGAAUCAGUCGACAGUCUGAACAUUGGCGGGUCAUACUCUACAUAUGUGGAUUUAGUGUCCGCGCAAAUCAAAACAUAUAUCCACCUGACAAACAUCCACGAAAGCCUUACCUGCUUGCGCGAUGCGAUCCCUCGCCUUGAGGCCUUCGUUAAGGCUUUGCCAGAGCACGCCGAACAACUAAAUGACGUGAAACUGCGCCUCGCACACAAAGACCUGCAUUUCGCGAACAUACUUUACAAUUCUGAUUCUGGAAAGAUCACCGCAAUUCUAGACCGGGAGUUCUCUGGCGUCGUGCCAUUCCCAUUGUGGAACCCACGUCGUUCUUUCCUCUGGAACGCGAGCGAUGACGAAAGCUCGUUGGCGGCGAAGGAACAGCUUUCUAAGCUGUUCGAAAAGCGAUGUAAUGAUCGUGGUUUCAAGAUGUUGGAAGAUGCUCGGUACACCUCAUCGCUGCAGGAGGGUAUGCAAAAGGUCGCGGAUUUUCUACGCGCAAUCACGGAGGUUGCGCCAAGGGGUCAAAGGGCAGAUUUUGUGAACGGCUGGAAGAAGGUAGUUCUUCGCAACAUCGGAAAGUUCGGGUGCUAA